Messenger RNA from Myotis myotis, 4236 nucleotides. RefSeq names its product methyl-CpG binding domain protein 1 (gene MBD1). Gene Ontology annotation, molecular function: DNA binding; zinc ion binding. The transcript has 16 exons. Lineage: Eukaryota; Metazoa; Chordata; Mammalia; Chiroptera; Vespertilionidae. The record is from RefSeq and is a predicted model, not a curated record. Bases 392 to 2374 code for a protein of 660 amino acids.
CUGGAGCUGCGGGUCUCCGGUCGGGAGGCGAGGGUACUUGGGUUGCAGCGCGCAAGCGCAGCAGGUCUCGGCCAGGGGCGCGCGCCGCUGCGGGACUCAGCACGCAGGCGCGCGGUCCUCCCCACUAAGGGCAAGCGCCGGCCGGGCAUUCGUGCGCAGGCGUCUCUCGGGGAGCGGAACCCUGGGGGUGGGCCCCGGAUUUCCGGUCUCGGGUGCAACGAACGGCCGCGGCGGCGACAGCUACCGCUUGAGCGGCUGCAGAGGAGGAAGAAGAGGAGCUGGGCAAGGCCGGAACCUCAGGCGGGAACCCUCAUAAUGGGUCCGCGGACCUAGACCUGUGAAAGCUACCGGCCCGGUGCCGAGCUGGCCCCUGCUCCUUCCUGUGGCUCCCAUGGCUGAGGAGUGGCUGGACUGCCCAGCCCUGGGCCCCGGCUGGAAGCGUCGUGAGGUUUUUCGAAAGUCAGGUGCCACCUGUGGACGCUCAGACACCUAUUACCAGAGCCCCACAGGAGACAGGAUCCGAAGCAAAGUUGAGCUGAUUCGAUACCUGGGCCCUUCGUGCGACCUCACCCUCUUCGACUUCAAACAAGGCAUCCUGUGCUAUCCAGCCCCUAAGGCCCAAUCCUUGGCUCUCCCCAGCAGGAAGCGGAAGAAGCCUUCGAAGCCUGUUAAAGCUCGAAAAUGUCAGGUUGGAUCCAAGAGGGUUGAGGUCAGAAAGGAGGCCCCAGGGGCUAAAACCAAGGCUGAUGCUGACACAGCCCCAGCUUCGCUCCCUGCACCUGGGCACUGUGAGAACUGUGGAAUCAGCUUCUCAGGGGAUGGUACCGGAAGGCAGCGGCUCAAGACAUUGUGCAAGGACUGCAGAGCGCAGAGAAUUGCUUUCAACCGGGAGCAGAGGAUGUUUAAGCGUGUGGGCUGCGGAGAGUGUGCAGCCUGCCGGGUAACGGAGGACUGCGGGGCCUGUUCCACCUGCCUCCUGCAGCUGCCCCAUGAUGUGGCCUCAGGGCUGUUCUGCAAGUGUGAGCGGAGACGGUGCCUCAGGAUUGUGGAAAAGAGCCGAGGGUGUGGAGUAUGCCGGGGCUGUCAGACCCGAGAGGACUGUGGUCGUUGCCGAGUCUGCCUUCGCCCUCCCCGCCCUGGUCUCAGGCGCCAGUGGAGGUGCAUCCAGCGGCGCUGCCUACGACAUCUUGCUCAUCGCCUGCGUCGCCACCAUCAGCGAUGUCAACGACGCCCUCCCCUAGCUGUGGCUCCCCCUGCUGGUAAGCGUAGCCGCCGCAGGGGAGGCUGCGACUCCAAGAUGGUUGCCCGGCGGCGUCCCAGAACCCAGCCACUACCUCCGCUUCCUCCGCCUCAGCCUCCAGAGUCCCCAGAGCUGCACCCCAGAGCCCUGGGCCCCUCAUCACCUGCUGAGUUCAUCUAUUACUGUGUAGACGAGGACGAGCUACAACCUUACACAAACCGCCGGCAGAACCGCAAGUGUGGGGCCUGUGCAGCCUGCCUGCGACGGAUGGAUUGUGGCCACUGUGACUUCUGCUUCGACAAGCCCAAAUUCGGGGGCAGUAACCAGAAGCGCCAGAAGUGUCGUUGGCGCCAAUGCCUGCAGUUUGCCAUGAAGCGCCUGCUGCCAAGUGUCUGGUCAGGGUCUGAGGAUGGGGCAGUGUCACCCCCACCUUACCCUCGUCGAAAGAGGCCUGGAUCUACUCGACGGCCCCGUGUGGGCCAUACCUUGAAGACACCCUCGGGCACGCCCACAGCCCGACCAAACCAAGCCCAGACUCCAGUGAAACAGGAAGCAGGCAAUGGCUUUGUGUUGCCCCCACCUGGCACUGACCUUGUGUUCUUACGGGAGGGUGCAAGCAGUCCCGUGCAGGUACCUGGCCCUGCCCCAGCUUCCACAGAACCCCUGUUGCAGGUGAGGGCCCCACCUCAUCCUGCCCUUCCCAACCCUAUCCAGCCUUGUUCCGGGAAGCUGGGACCAAGUCUGCUGCAAUCCUCCUUCACACAGGGGGCCCAGUGCCCUGGCCUGAGUUGGGUUGUGGUCUUACCCCAGGUGAAGCAAGAGAAGGUGGAUGCUCAGGAAGACUGGAUGCCAGGCAGAGCCAUCCUGACCUCUCCCGUAUUGCUGCGAGGCUGCCCCAGCAAGGCAGUAGACUCAGGCCUGCCACUUGUGAAGCAAGAGCCACCUGACCCUGAGGAGGACAAAGAGAAGAGCAAGGAUGACUCAGCCUCUGAUUCGGCCCCAGAGGAGGCAGGAGGGGCUGGCACGCCAGUGAUCACGGAGAUUUUCAGCCUGGGUGGAACCCGUCUUCGGGACACAGCAGUCUGGUUGCCAAGGUCCAAGGACCUUAAAAAACCUGGAACUAGAAAGCAGUAGACUGGAGGCUUCUGCAGACUGUAGGAUUCAAGGUGAAAUUUACAGACCGGCUUUAUGAGAGACAACACUGACCUACUCAGAGGCUGGACCGUAAAGCGAUUGCCAGGGCUUGUGUAGGAAUCAGUGGGAACUGGAAACACCACCAAAGCAGAGGAGCAGGCCUGUUCAGUCCUUUGAGCUUAUAGAGGAAGUAAGGAAGAAAGGAAGAGAAAGUAGAAAGUUGGUGCAUCUGCUCUAAAUGGUGCAAAUCCCAGAAGCCUGAACAUGACAAGAAGUUUGACUGUUAGGGGUGGAGGAACUGGUGUUAGGGUGGGGGAUAGAAUUAGAGCCACCAUAAACAAGCCCUCUUCAUAACUAUUAAAUGGCUUCUGCGUGAGACCUGGCAGUGUCUCUAAACAUUUCCUCAGGGAGACAGCAAUUGAAAAUGUAAUGUGAAUAAAUAAGGAAAGGAACUGCAAGCUGGUGAGUUCUUCCUUAUGGACCCAGUUUAUUUCUCAGAAUGGUCUUUUCAGGAAGACUGACUGUGCCCAUUUUUGCAGAUGGAAAAACAGACUCUGAAAUUAAAUAACUUGUCCAAUGUCAAACAGCUAGUAUUGAUAGAGUCUAGAAUUAAACCAUUAAUUAAUGUAAAAGCCUUGUUCUUUAAGCCACUAACCCAUAAACUGUAAUCCUGAGUUCAGUAAUGUGUAAUUAUAUAGUAACAAGUUUCCAGCAACUCCAAAAACAAGGUGGAUUAAUUUUAAGCAUUAUAACAAAUCCUUUACACUGCUGUCUCUAGGGGUGCCAAGGCUGUGUGCUUGGGUCACCUUGUUAGAGCACCUGUGCAUCCAGAGACUGGGUUCUUUCCAGGUCUCUGGGGUUGCGUAAGAUUCCUCAAACCCUAAGGGUAUCCUUCCACACUGGCUGCUGUCCAUUUUGCGUUUCCCUCCCUCCUCCUCUUCAGCCAAAGCAGUCUUCGAAGUAGAGCUGUCAGCUUGGCUCAUCUUUCUUGACCACUUGUGUCCCCUGCCCCUUGACAUUCAUGCUUGGUUUCUGCUCUCAGCCUGUCUACUAGGAGUAUGAGUUUCUGCUUCAAGUCCUGUCAAAGGGCCAGUCUUGGCUCAGCCUGCCUCACUGUCCAAUAUUUUGCAUAGUGCUAAAAGUGAUGAGACAUGAGAUCAUUCCUUAGCCAGCUUUACAAGGUCGGGACUGAGUGUGUGCCCCUUAAGUUUUGUAGCUUUUGUGCAUCCCUUGCCUUACUCUAGUUCCAGCCUUGCAGCUUUAAUAAUUCAGAUGUAGAUUAGCUAUUUCCCUACUGUAACUCAUGAUACAGCUCUCUGCCACCCUCUUCUGCUCCUUCCUUUGCCUGUCCCACCUACUUCAGCCAGUCGACUGGAUAAUUUUCUGCUAUUGUUUUGCUCCUCCCAGGAUCCAACCACCCAACCCUAGAAUGCUGGUAAUUUUGACAAUGAUGUCCUAUGUGAAAUUGAUUUGAUUGGUAUUCUGACUGAUGAAAUAAGAAUCUGGUUAUCGUGUGUAUCAGGGUACAAUUAGAAAAGCAGCACCACUGACAUAAAGAUUUUAUAUAUAUGUAUGUAUGUAUAUUUAUAUAUAUGUAUAUAUGUAUAUAUAUAUGUAUAUUAAGGGAUUUAUAGGUAUUUGACCAUACGCAAUUGUGGGAGCAGGUUAAACAGUCUCUGUAAGGCUGUGGUAUUUGCAUCUAAUGCUGGAGCUUGAAGUCUGCAGGGCAGGCAUUCGGGAAGGGAAGAUGGAUGUAAAUGUGGGAGACCGAGGACACAUUGGCGCCCACAAGCACAAGCUGGACCCCCCUGCAGAUGGCCUGGAACCCAUGUCACUCACCACCUCCAACUUCGAUGACGUGG